GUUCGACUGCCAAGAUGGCGGCCUCUUGGCGAGAGAGCAUUGAUAGUCUAAUAUCAACUGCUUCUUCACCGAAGUCUUCUAUUCCCGUAAUAUGUGCAACGAUAUGUAAAAGUGAGGAUUUGAUAUUUGAAGAUGAUGAUGAAAUUGAGGGGUUUAUACCACCAUUUGUAGCCCUUGCAUCUCAUAGCAUUGGCCUAAACAUCAGUCAAUGCCAUUCACACAUGACUAGCAUCCUUAAUGCAUCUAAAAUACUUCUGAAGUUUUGUCUGAAAGAGUUAAAGAAGACAAAAGACUUUUCUAUUUUGUCAAAGAAACAGCUGGUAUCGAUAAUUGAAGGUCUAUGCAAAGGCCAUGGUUCUCUUCACAAAACAGACAUCAUUGAUUUUAGUAACCUUCUCAAAGUUGCAACCAUCCCAUCUAAACUAGAAACUGUCACAGAGGACAAGAAUAUACCAAAUAAUGAGGUGUUUCAAAAGGGAUCAUUUUUCCACACAUUACAGAUGGCAUAUGCUGCUCAUGAAGAGGAAUCUUUUGAAGAUCAUAGUAAAGGAUCAGAGUCAGACAAGUCUCAAUUUAUUGAAGAAAGAGAAAGGAGAGAUGCAAAGAGUCACUUUUCUAAUCAUAAUAUCAGUGUUGUCCGUGAGCUGUCUGGUGGUCAGUUGCUGUUAGAUCUGUGUUUAGCAUUGCCCAAUCUUUCCCAAAUCAGUGCACUUUAUGGAGUUAAUCUAACUGAACAGCAACAAGUUACUCUCAACAGUAUAUCUAAAAUGACUGUCUCAGAGGCACCUAAAAUGACUCUCCCUAUUAUCCAGGAGCUAUCAUCAGAGCUUGUUCUUAUAUGCAGUAUAGUGUCCCUACCAAUUCUAGAGCCCCUGACAUUAAGGCGUAUCAACAAGAUUGUUCUUUUAGCCCUGUGUUGCAUUGAUACUGCCCUGAAAUUAGCUACAGGAAAUUUUGUCAUGGGUGAUGGCAUAGCUGCAGGGAAACAGACAAAGUCUUUUAAAACUGCUUCAAAAACUGUGAAAAUGGAUGAAGAACUUUUUGAAAAAUCAGUGGAAAGCAUAGUAGACACAAGCUUGAAUAUCUAUGACACUAUUUGUCAUGUGAUUGGUGUUUCAUCACGUACUGGUGGCCAAACACUACAAAAUCUACACCUGAUGACAGUGUAUACCGUAGAAAAGAGUGUGAAGGCUGUAUUAGAACUUGAUGGAGCUGUUAAGAGCCCAACAUUCAAGGAACUCGCAAGCUUUAAGAUAAAAAGUUUGCAAGGUAGUAAUGCAUAUGUGGCUAGUAUAGCUUCAAAAGGUAUCAUUCUGCUUGCUUCCCUUAUGGAGGAAUUGCAAGUUGAAGGCGAAGGAAUGGAAUCAUCUGAUGAUGUCACCUGUGGACAAGAUAUCACUAUCACAACCAACUGUUCUGCUCGUCAUAGAGUUAAAAGGCUAUUGCAAGAUAUUCCACUGAUGCAGAUGCUGUUGAAACAAUUCUCUUCCUUGUAUAAAAAGGCAUUCAGCAUACAAUCCUUUCAGAGCUUAGCUAAACCUAAAGCAAAGGCAGACAAGUCCAGGUCCCCAAACACCUCAUCAUCAGAUGAUGCAGACAGUGAAUACAUCUCUUAUUCAGAGGAUAGUAGUGAAGAAGAGGAAUCAUUAUUUGGCCGAUGGUUUGAGUCAACAUUAGCCUGUCCAGAAAUGGCUGAACAGCCCUGCAGUAAGAGCACAAAGACAUCUAAAGAUGAGAAACAACCUGAAGAUGAGUCAAAUCCUUCUACAUGUAAAGGAGCUCACAAGUUUCUGUCACUGGCAACUAACACACUGCAGUUUGUAGUGAAACAUCUUCUAAUGAACUCCAUUCCUGAAGUACGGGAAUAUGUCAGGCUGUCUUUUACAGAAGAACAAAUGUCAGACUUUGCUGGAAUCCUAAAUGAACUUCAAACUGAUACAAACAAGCUAAAGCAUGUCCCAGGGUUUGAUAAUCUCUGUGCUGCCAUAGAUGAGACAAUCCAUUUGAUGUUGGUUGAAGAACUACUGCCAGAAGAAUAUCAGGAUUCCUUGCUUGUCUUCCUUGGAUUGUCACCCAAGUGCAAGGACAGUUGGCCUUUGAGAAUCCAGUCAACAAGUCUGGGAAUCUUAGCAAGGGUUUUGUUAGCUAGACAACAAAAGGCAUUCAAGAUGAACAAAGGAAAUAUGGAUAUUCCAGAGUGCACUGGUAUUUGGUUCAGGCUGAUAGAUACACUAGAAAAGGCUGCAGUAGCUGAACUUGCAUUCCUGGAAAACCAAGAUUUGAAUGUUGAACACCUGCAGCUUCUGUUGUUUGUGUUCCACAAUCUAUCGUUAUCUCAGCGUGAAAAGAUAAUGGUCUUGUGUGCAAAGGCAUUGAUUAGAGUGUCAAACUUCCCUGAUCUAGCCAAAACUGUUCCGGUAGCAUUAUCAAGAUUAUUGCUUAUACAAGAUUAUUUUCUGCACCAUUUUUCUAAUCCUCCAAAAGAACUCUUCACACAGGUGCAGAGAAACCUCUUUAGACCACACAAUGCUAUUGGCCCAGUCAAUGAAGAGGACCCCUUAGCAGAGAUAAUGUACUUUAUUUUCAUGAGUCAAGAAGAACAUAACUAUCAGCAUGCUUGUUUGAAGUACUACACUGCUAACGGCAAAACUGUAAAGGCUUGUGAUGUGAUUACUAUGUUCCCAAGAUUCUAUGAUAUUAGACCAGCAGAAGGUUAUCAAAAUCUUGACAGUAAGGCAUGUGAAAUACUGUUGCACAUGGAAGAUGAAGCAAGCAGUUACAAUGAAUACUACUCUGCAGUAUUGACACUGCUGAAAGCAGGAAGAGAAUGUGAUAAGAUGUUCCAUUCUGGUGAGGUUGAAAUGACACCAUUAGAUGCAUCAUUCACCAGGCAUAGCUUUGGACUCUGCUGGAGGUUACUGGGAUGUCUUCCUCCUUCUUUAAAGUACUUUAAAAGUUUGGCUGGAGAAUUGGAUUAUUGCAAUGAAAACGAUGUUGAUUUACAGAUGUCAGUGAUGUUGUGUAACCUAAGAUGGUUAGCAAGAUUUUGUUCAAAGAUGGAGCCCAAAUACUUGGACACAUUUAAGGGUUGGCUACUACAACAAGGCAUGACAAUGUAUGAAACUCAAUAUCUACUUGACAAAGUGGCCAAAAAUGAUUCAACUCUGCAUUCAAGCAUCAUCACUGCUAAAAACUACUUAGAAAAGGUUUCAGAGUCAUAUGAUUCAGCUGAGAUCUCCAGCAUCUCUCAACUCCCAAGUAUCUUCUGUAUUACUCUCCUCGAUGUCGUUGUUGCUAAAACACACAUAGCACUGAGCAAAAUCUUUGGUAACACUGAGGAAGACCCAGACUUGACUCAGAUCAUGCAAGUUGCUAAGGACCUGGUGCCUACAUUAAUCAAACUUGUACCCAUUUACCAGAAAUUUGCCAGGUUCUAUGUACUGUCACAUGCUGCUAAUGAACAGAAGAAAAGCGGCACUUUACCAGAUGAGAAAAAGAGUGUUCUGUCAGAUGAUGCUCUUGCAGCAUACUCCAAUGUUAUCCAAAUAGGCUGCAUGAGAUUACCCAAACAGUCCUCUCUAUCAAUGGCUGUCGUAGCAGGGUUGCCUACAAUUAUACAAAAUGCACUUGAAAAAUGGAAUAGCACCCUUCUUACACAUUUUCCAUCCACUUCCUCUUGGAGUAACAAUGCUGGUGAUGAAGGGAACUCAGUUUCCAUAGAAUCAUUCCUUGAUUCUCUUGUGUCUGCCCAGAUGUCAUCCAUGGCUGCCAGCAAUCCCUUUGAAAUGGCACCAGGCUUGAAACAUUCUUUACAGUCACUUGUACAGCUCAUUGCUGACCUUGUCAUGUGGUGUCCAAAGGAACAAGGAUCAAUACACAAUCUGUAUGGCAAAGAGUUGACUGGGAACCUCUGUCCAUUAUUGUUGGAUGCUACAACUGAGUACCUGAAUGAAACAGCUACAGGAAUUCUGGAAAGGAUUGUAGGACCUGCUGAUGGGGAGCAAUUUGCCACUAACAUCCAGUUUUAUGUCUUGUUAAAUUGUCAGAAGCUGCUAACAGAACAGUCUUUGGUAGAAAAAGAAAAAUCUGUUAUUGGUGAGGAAGUUAUGCUGGAUUGUUUGAAGUACAUAGAAUCUUUAAUGGAUAGGCAGUCUGGCCGCAGUCUUUUGGAGAGUUUCUACACAGAUGGGAGAGAACUCAUCAAAAUAAUCUUAUUAUCAUCAAAGUGUACAGUCUCCUUGACCUAUGUUAACAAGACACUCAAACUUGCUGUUAGGAUAUUACAGCUUGCAGAAAAACAUCCCUCAGAUUCAACCAUCAAAUCUCUUGCAAGGUGUUUCUCAGAAUUUCAAACAGUUGGUCCUCAAGAGCUUGAAGAGUGGCUAAAGAGAAUUGUGAUUGGAAUUGAAGAAGAUUGUGAAAACACUGGCAAAAUGGCUGACAACAGACUGUUGUUGCAAGCCUUUGCUUCUCAUCUUGUCAAAGAAGUAAGUUUUGUGAGUGAAGCAACUUGUACCAGCAUUCUUGAAGCUUUGGUACCUAUUGGGGAUACACUACUCUCUAUGACUGGUUCUGAAGCAGCAUGCAUUGGUGCUAAGCUAAGUGAUGUUAUUCAUACAGCUUCAAUAUUGGCUAGUGCAGACCAGGGAAAAGGCCAUUCUCUACUAUGUAAGGCAGCUAUUGGUUGGCUUCAAACCUGCAAAUCACAUCUUCAUAAUGAAGAGAUGGAUGUCAAAGCUGAAGGCACUAAAGAGAGUAGUGCCAUGGAAGUAGCUGCACCUCUGUUAUCGUACCUGGCUGAAAUGGUUCUUGCCCUGAAAUACGUCCUAGAACAAGACACGCCAACAUCUCCUACCUUAACCACACAGCAGGGCAGUAGUGAUUUGGUUGUACAAGACCUGGAGACUGAAUGGAUGGAUGAUAUAGCUGCCGAGGAAGAGGAAUCUGGAGGAGAAGAAUCUGAUGAAGAUUCUUUAUGCAAUAAGCUAUGUACGUUCACCAUCACUCAAAAAGACUUCAUGAAUCAACACUGGUACCAUUGCCAUACUUGUAAAAUGAAUGRUGGAGUAGGUGUCUGCACAAUAUGUGCUAAGGUUUGCCAUAAAGAUCAUGAUAUUUCUUAUGCCAAAUAUGGAUCAUUUUUCUGUGACUGUGGUGCAAAGGAGGAUGCAAGCUGUCAGUCUUUAGUAAAACGCACCCCAAGUUCUUCAAAAGAAGGUGGUUCAUCAACUGCAGCAGCAGCAUUUGCAAAUGGACAAGACUUAGAUGAAUGUGAUGAAGACGAAAAUGUUGGGAGAUCAAAGAAUAAUUUAACAUCAUCUCAGCACAUCUCUGCUAAUGUCAGUGGAGUUGGAACAGAUUUGGCUUCAGGUUCUUUAGAUGAAUGUGUGCAAGAUGAUGCAUCAACUCCUUCUAAAGCCAUCCAGACCUUGGCUAAGCAAAUUGAGAAACAUACAGAUGUUCUUGUGAAGCAGCUACAGGAUUGUUCGCUUAAUACCACAAUUAUUCGGCUACUACAGACAUUAAUUGGUCCGGUUAUAGAGAACUCAGGACCAUCCAGUCAGGCAACAGGAGCUGCUCAACUCAUUUAUAAUGCCAUGGAAGAUCUUCAUUCACUUGAUAAAACUGUAGAGACCACAGAACAAUUGAUGGUCCCAACUCUUGGGUCUCAAGAAGGUGCCUUUGAGAAUGUUCGUAUUACAUUUAGUGGUGAGCAAGGUCAAGCUAUACGACAGCUUAUUGGAGCACAUGUUCUCAGGCGUGUUGCUAUGUGUUGUUUAGCUUCUCCCAAAGGAAAGAGGCAACAUCUUGCUGUAAGCCAUGAAAAGGGCAAGAUUACAGUUCUCCAGCUGUCAGCACUUUUAAAACAAGCAGAUUCAAGCAAGCGAAAGCUGACCCUAACACGUCUAGCUACUGCCCAGGUCCCUUUCACAGUACUUUCCAUCACAGGCAACCCAUGUAAUGAAGAUUUCUUGGCUGUUUGUGGACUUAAGGACUGCCAUGUUUUAACUUUUAGCUCAUCAGGCUCUGUGGUAGACCACCUUGCAUUACACCCUCAGCUGGAGACAGGCAACUUCAUCAUUAAGGCUGUGUGGUUACCAGGUUCACAGACCGAGCUGGCAGUAGUGACUGCUGAUUUCAUCAAGAUCUAUGAUCUUUCCAAAGAUGCCCUGAGCCCAUUGUUCUACUUUGUUCUCCCAAGCGGUAAAGUCCGUGAUGUCAGUUUUGUCUUUCAUGAACAUGAACACAACAUGGUCCUGAUGUCAUCUACAGGCCAUAUUUACCAGCAGCCAAUGGAUGAUGACAGUAGUGCUACAGGAGGUCCAUUUUACCUAACUAAUAUCCUACCAGUACAACACUCAGAUCUGGAAGACACUAAUGGACAAGUGGCUGGUGGUGGGGUGUCUGUGUACUUUUCACACACAUUGCAAAUCAUAUUGUUUAGUUAUACACAAGGUAAAACCUUUAUGGCACCAUGGACUCCUGGACAAAAAGAAAUCCAGAAACUGUUCCCAAUAACUUUUAAGAAUAGCAACGGAGGUAAUAAAAAUGCCCAUGCUGCACUCUACCAGUGGAAUGAGGUACCUCAGCAUCCUGGUCUUGUUUGCUGCAUGACCCACACUAGUGGUAUACCUGUGGUGCUCAUGAUCAAACCUGGACAGGUCUUGAUUCAAGAGAUUAAAGCAGCUUCAUCUAAAUCAAAAACACAAGACAUGGUAGCUAUCCGUCACUCAGUGAACAGUUCUGAUCAACAGAGAACCACCAUGAUACUACUGUGUGAGGAUGGAAGCCUUCGUAUCUAUAUGGCUAGUGCUGAACAUACAGGAUACUGGAUGACACCAUCUUUCCAGCCAGCAAGACCUCUGGCAAUUCUGCAUCCGGCAAAAAAGAAAAAACUUUGCAAGACCAGAACUAAAUCUACUUCUGUAUCAUUCCCUAUUGAUUUUUUUGAGCACUGUCAAGUUCUGAAUGAUUUAGAGUUUGGUGGUCCAGACAUUUUGCAUGUAUACAAUGCACAGCAGGCAAAACACAGGCUAAUGACAGCUGGCAUGUACCUAGCAAGCACUAAGCCCAAUGGCUUUACAAUAGAAGUAGCUAAUACCAACCCAGGAUUAGUGAUGGUGGGUGUGCGUGUGCUGGUUGGCUGUCAAUCACUAGAGAAAGUCCCAUCUUAUAUUGAGAUCUUUGGUCGUGUUAUCCCAUUAUCUCUAACAAGGAAUCGAUGGUUUGACCUGCCUUUUACUAGAGAAGAGUCACUCUCAGCGGACAAGAAAUUUACAAUCUUCUUUGGCAAAUCUUCAGAUCCAUCAGGGGUAUCAAUGGUUGACUCUAUCAAAGUGUACGCCAAAACUAAAGAAGUAUUUGGAUGGCCUGACGACCCCCAGGAAGAGUUUGCUUCUAGUGGUGGAUCAGGAAUGGCUGGUCCAGCAAGUGUUGUACAGGAAAAGGAGAUGAUAACAUGUAUAUCACCUGCUAGCCCAUUUGAUAAGCUUGUGGUCCACCUGCUUGAAGUACUAGAUGGCUCCUUCUCCACAUUCUCUACAAUUGAUGAAUCAACAAGACAUCUGGCCCUAGACUUGGCAACAUUGCUGAUGACUUGUUCUAUUCCAUCAUACAUUCAAAACCAGGCCAAGACACUGCUAGCUACAUUACAUCCAUCCAAACUAUCUUACCAUAAUCAUAAGGACCAAGCUCAGCUCAAUCAAAUAACUCAGUACCUUAAAAACUACAUCAUUGCACAACAAGAAAAAAAACCAGUGAACCUGGACGUGGAGACUUUCCAGAGACUGGUGGUCAGUGGAAGAUCUGUUGCAAUGGCAAGACCAGCAAAUGUGUAUAAGUUUGCAUCUCUGUCUGAAACUGAUGGAAUCAAUCAUUUUGCAUCUCUAUUGGUUGAGGUAUUUUGGAAGAUUUAUGGCAGCUGUACACAAGUGUCGUCUAUUGCUCCUUUGUCCUCUAUUGGGUUGCAGGACUUGGAGUCAACAGUCACGGCACUAGUGGAUAUCAUUCACGCGUUCACCAUCUCAGAUAGUACUCAUGCACCCAUGGCUGUUGAUCUUUAUGUCAAAAUGUUGCUAUGCAAGGUGAGUCUAUGAAAACCUAAAUGCAUC
Molecule: messenger RNA, 8111 nt
Organism: Actinia tenebrosa (Australian red waratah sea anemone)
Lineage: Eukaryota; Metazoa; Cnidaria; Anthozoa; Actiniaria; Actiniidae
Product: E3 ubiquitin-protein ligase UBR4
Molecular function (GO): zinc ion binding; protein binding
Source: RefSeq, a predicted model, not a curated record